AUGAAGGCUGACCUGCUGCUUGGGCUGAUGCUCUGCCUCCUGAUGGGGCUCCUGGCAGGAGCCAAGCCUGUGCCGGAGGAGAUGGACCCCUAUGCCGAGCAGCCAGCCUGGCCCUACUGGACCUACUCCACCUCCGACUUCUGGAACCACGUGCAGUACCUCCAGUCCCUGGGGGCCUACCCCCAGCUUGAGGACCUAGCCCGCACCUUCUUCGCCCACUUCCCCCUUGGGUCUACCCUGGGCUUCCAUGUCCCCUAUCAGGAGGACUGA
Molecule: messenger RNA, 270 nt
Organism: Chrysochloris asiatica (Cape golden mole)
Lineage: Eukaryota; Metazoa; Chordata; Mammalia; Afrosoricida; Chrysochloridae
Gene: OTOS
Product: otospiralin
Exons: 3
Coding region: 1-270 (89 amino acids)
Biological process (GO): sensory perception of sound
Source: RefSeq, a predicted model, not a curated record